Molecule: messenger RNA, 3700 nt
Organism: Dermacentor andersoni
Lineage: Eukaryota; Metazoa; Arthropoda; Arachnida; Ixodida; Ixodidae
Molecular function (GO): protein binding
Source: RefSeq, a predicted model, not a curated record
CCCUGCAACUGAAUUCAAAAAAGCAAAAGCAUAGCUAUAUUGAACUAGAACACCAUAGCAUACAUAGAGUUACUAUAAAUACUAACUCUAUGAUAGCAUAGCCUUUACGACAUGUUUUACUAGUGUAAUAUCUAGAGGAUGCUACCUUAUGGAGCGUGGAUUUGGAGUGGUUUACUACACCACUUAUACAAGUUGCAAGAAAAAUACAGCGGCGAUUGUCGUAUGAGAAAAUAUGUACGAUCUGUGAUUGAGAUCAUAUUAGUUGGCAAAUUUUGAUGUUAAGGAGCGUUGCAUAGAUGAGAAUAUUACGUUAACACACCAAAGAUACUGUAAGAAACAGACACUUUCGGUUUCGGGGAUGCUCGUCUUUCGCUCAUCCCUUGCCCUUCCCUAUUUAUCCCCAGGAAGCAUACCAACCAAUGGGAGCGCUCGCUUUUGAGGCACUGAACACAGUACUGAAUGUAGACGGCAACCGAGCAGCUUCUGUGCGUCCUGCCAGUUAAUGCUUCUCGCUCAUAAAAGGCUGUAACUGAACGUAAUAUUUCGCUGUCCUGUUUACACAGGUUUCUUUGUUCCUACAUUUGUUACACCCUGGGCGUGAUAUGUUAUCCAUGUUAUUUCUCGAUCGGCGAAGAACGUUAUGAACGGAAGUCUACCGCAUGGUCAAAAGAUUUUGAAAGAGAUCGGUAGCUCGGCGAAUGCAACCAACGAAGAUAUCCAUUUGUACGCUGAGCACCUAGGAAUCGUUCUUCCCGAUGAGCAAAAUCUGCUUUGGAUUGCUCAGGCCGGUCUUGAGGUGUCGCUGCCGCCACCGUGGUGUCCCGUGGAAGAUUCUCAGGGAAGGAUUUACUAUUACAAUUCGGUUACGAAAGAGACCAAAUGGGAGCAUCCCUUGGAUUCUUACUACAAAGCUGUGGUCAAGAAGGAGAGACUCAAGGCAAGUGCACGAGCCACUACUGCAGAGUCAAAUGUAGAAGACAGCGGUGCUUCACUGAUGUCGUCUCUGGACGACAUUCCGCCCUUGUCCUCAUUUGCAAGAGCUUCAGAUGCCAAUCAAACUGUUGUUCCCUUCUCACGUCUCAAGAAAGGGAAAAAGGGGUUCCUGUCCAAGUCUUGUCCAACCAACCUUCACAUGCUAGCAGUGAAUUCAGGACCUUUAGUAAAGCAAACAGACACUGACUCAGAAUCUCACACUGCCACUCUUCGCAAUCAAGAUGAACAUGGUAUCGUGCGGGAUCUGCUCACCCAGAAGCAGGCGCUCGAGUUUGAGUUGGAGCGACUGAAGCGAGAAGUCCACAAGUACCAGCGAAUCAGAGACCAGCUGAAAGCAUCUGCCAAGCAAGAGUUAAUCCAACUUGGAAGCACUUCACUAGCUCAGAGAGCGCGAAACCACAAGCACACUAUUGCAGACGAGAAGCAAGGCCAGAAUUCCCAAGAUAAAGGACCUGCACUGCCAGGUGACACAUCUGGAACAAAGACCAAAGGUGAGGGCAGCAAGCCCACCAAGGGGGCAGCCACUGGAAGUCUAUCUGGUCGCUCCUCGUUGGGUCACAAGGAUCUUCUUCGGCUCAGUCAACGCCUCGCUCAGCUGCGUCAUCGACAUCUGCAGCUGUCCCUACGUGCUGCUCAACAAGUUGCUGAGGAUGCUCUUGCCAGUUAUGUCGUGCCCCAUACUUCUGGCUCCGAGAUCACCAGCAAGGACUUGGUAGUGUCAUCCAUAAAGCAGCUGGUACCGUCCUCAUCAUCCAGCCUAGUUCCUCAUCGGACAGCAAGAGCACUGACUGAUAUUCCUCACGCAGAAAUGGAAGCAGUUCAUGGCAGUCCUCCAGUGCAUUAUUGGAAGACGUACAUGUCCCAACAGCAAGAUCUACGGCCUCCUCAGCAGUGGUCUCGAGCUGAGUGGACAACAAAGUUGUCACAGCUACGCUGGAGCCUCAGGGAAUGUGAACUCCAACAGCUUCUUAUCAAGUAGUCACUCCUUCGCUGCCAAGAGGAAGGCACAUAGUUUCAUACAAUUAUAAAGUUACUAGUCAUCACAGGAAUCUCAGGUAAUGGCGUUAUUUGCAGCUGCUGAAUAUACAAAAACGAAAUACGUCUUGUGAAUAUGUUAAAUAGAUGGAGUACCCAAAAGUGACUUGAAUGUUUCCUGAAGUAUGUGUGGAUUUAAAAACUUUUUUGAAACUAUUCUUUUUCAACUUGUACAAAUGUGUUUUUACAUAGUUAAAUAUACUGUUGCAUAUGAAUUGUAUUCUGUUCUAGCAUAACUGUCAUUAACUGAUAGCGGCAUUCUGUUUCACAUUUACAAUAUCUAUAAGUAAUUUUCUUGUGCAACCACUCCCCUAUAAUGUGACCUUGAUGAUAUUUUAAAUGAGUAAAAUAAAUAACUUAUUAGACUUACUUAUAGGCAUUGCUAGUGCAAGGCGUUAUAUGCAUCCUGUUAGAAAGGGCUGUGUAGCUGCACAUUGAAUAGAACAUUUGUUGUAUAUUUUGCGAUGGUCGUUAAUUUCAUGUCAUAUAUUGUGAAGCAGAGAGCGCGCAUGAAAUUCUGUUUUGCUGCAUUUGUUUGACCAUUGUAUUUACACAAUAUUCACUUACUGAACAAUUGUAUGGAGGUUUACAUCUUGCCUAUAAAGCUAUAUGGUAAUAUGAAUUGACUGGUAGACUGGCUAAUCUUAGAUAUGUGUGCAUGCCAGAAGAUUCCUUUCUUUAACUACGUAGCCAUGGCAACUGCAUAGUAUGACACUCCUGAUCACUUAUCAACAACAAAUGUUAUCAUUGUUCAUUUUUAACUGGUUCGUUUGUUGCCCUCAUUGAAGUGGGGAAAAUGCUUGUGGACUGAAUCUUGCUAAAAGUGUCAACUUUAUCGUUAGAAAAUUGCCAUUUAUGUAAAUUGUGUAAAAAAGCUGUUUGUCAUGUACUGUGUCUGUUCCUUACUGAAAGCUGUCACAGUAUUGGUACAAGUUGCAUAUACUACAUAUGGAUGAAAUACAAUGCAACAAAUAAUCCAUUCAAAGCACUCCGCCACACCACUCGGCACACAAAAGCCAAAAACAAGCACACCAGCCACACCUAAUGGCCUGUUCGAUGACUACGAUGUACUUCUGAGAAUAAGUUGCAGUUACUUUUGGGUACCCCUCGCAUGUGCAAGGUACUUCACGGAAUAUCUACCUGAAAUUAAAUGCUCAUCUUUAUUGAGAAGGUAAAUCAUGGUAUUAGAAAGCAAAUAUCAUGAAGAAAGGUCCCUGCAGUCCGAUUCUCAUUGAGUGAGGCCUCAUUGAGCAUAAAGUGUUUUAUAUGUAUACCUCCAGUGUAACAUGUCCUACCCUUGGUGUUCACAGUCUGCAUUAAACCCACAAAGUCAUUUACACAUCAUAAAAAUGGUUUGUGAUUAGCCGGUAAAUACCUUGGCUGUCCUUUUGCUGGUUAUUGUGGUCAACUCUAUGUCAGCCAUUUGCACAUGUGUCCUAAUCCAAAUAUGAAUUCAUAAAGUUUGUUUGUGCAUCUGCACAAGUGUCUAGAAAACAGCAUCUACACCUGAUAAAUUGUAUACAGGUGCCUGCUUUGAAAAGAGCUAGAGCAGGUAAGAGAUGUUACAGGUGAAGUGCUGGGCUAUCAAAUGAAAAAUGGUAGGAGUAGCUCCUCUGUUGCUAAGCAACCAGAGACUAUGUGCAAUGACAGAUAGCAUUCAUACCAUGUAAUG